AUGGGAUCCUAUUAUAUAUUAUGGGAUUAUUCACCGAUAUUUCGAUGGCUGGACUAUAAAAUGGUUAAUAAAUUUAAUAAAGUAACCGAAGAAUUAUGUAAUCUAUUAAUGAAAAAAUUUCAAAAACAUUACAUCGAUUUCAAACCGACAAUUGAACGAGACUUUUGCGAUACAAUGAUUUCGGCAAAAUUGUGGGCAAAACAACAAAAUAGUAUAAAAUAUGAACACAUGACUGACCAGAAUCUGGCGAUGACUGUCUACAACCUGUCCUAUGACGGCGCCGACGCUUUUUACAAUUCAUUUCAAUGGCUGCUAUUGUUUGUCGCUUAUUAUCCGUCAAUACAGACAAAAUUAAGGCAAGAAAUUUCAAAAGAAAUUGGCGAUCAAUUGCCCGGUUUUGAUGACAGACAUCGUUGCCAUUAUGUGAUGGCAUUUAUUACGGAAAGUCUACGCUUUCGUAAUCCCAAUCCAUUUGGUGCUAUUCACGAAACAAUGGCUAAUUGUAACAUUGGAAACUAUAACAUCCCAAGUGGUACACGUGUUUCGGUGGCACUCGGAUUGAUAUCAUGCGAUCCAAUCCAUUGGUCAGACAGUGGCCAUGAUUUUUGUCCGCAACGUUUUCUCGAUGCUGACGGCCAUUAUGUAACUACUGUUUCGUCGGCAACGUUCAUACCGUUUGGUUUCGGUCGACGCAAAUGUGUUGCCAUUAGUCUAUCGUUAAACGUAUUAUUUAUUUUAUUGGUCCGAUUGUUGCAAUCGACUAAAAAUUUUGAUAUUGUUUUGAACACUAAUACGGAUCUGAGUCCUGAUCCCAGCAUUACAUUUACGUUGAGUCCAAAAGAGUUUAAAAUUUCAUUAAUACCUAAAUAA
Molecule: messenger RNA, 870 nt
Organism: Oppia nitens
Lineage: Eukaryota; Metazoa; Arthropoda; Arachnida; Sarcoptiformes; Oppiidae
Product: steroid 17-alpha-hydroxylase/17,20 lyase-like
Exons: 2
Coding region: 1-870 (289 amino acids)
Molecular function (GO): monooxygenase activity; oxidoreductase activity, acting on paired donors, with incorporation or reduction of molecular oxygen; heme binding
Source: RefSeq, a predicted model, not a curated record